Drosophila rhopaloa is the source of this 1242-nucleotide messenger RNA. RefSeq names its product phospholipid scramblase 2-like. Bases 151 to 1092 code for a protein of 313 amino acids. The record is from RefSeq and is a predicted model, not a curated record. Gene Ontology annotation, cellular component: plasma membrane. Gene Ontology annotation, molecular function: phospholipid scramblase activity. Lineage: Eukaryota; Metazoa; Arthropoda; Insecta; Diptera; Drosophilidae. Gene Ontology annotation, biological process: plasma membrane phospholipid scrambling. The transcript has 3 exons.
AUGCCGCAUAAUUAAUGGUUGUCUAUUAUUUUCGGACUGUUGCCAAGAGAGGCCUACGCCUUAAAAGAAUAAACUUCUUAUUUUUGUUUAUAGGAGGCAAAACAAGUUUCAUAUUUCCGACCGCAGACAAGGCAGCAUACUUGGAUUUUAAUGAAUUCCGAAACUGCGCCCCAAACCCCUUUGGGUUCUCAACUGCCAUGCUUAGGAGAGGAAACAAACCAAGUGGGUGAUGGAAGCGGUUCACCACCGGACAAAACCAUUAGAGAACCAUUUCACCCUUUGGUAGGAUAUCCUCCCGGGUCCGUAGGAUAUCCCCCAGAGCAGCUACCCAUAGUAACUCAACCUGGAAUAGGCACUGGAAUGGCAAGAGGUGGACCAGCUGGGGACUGGAAAAAUGUAAUACCAAGCAGUGCAAGUGGAUUGGAGUACCUAAAGAUUAUAGAUCAGCUUCUGGUUAAGCAGAAGGUCGAAUUUUUCGAGGCCAUCACUGGAUUUGAGACCAACAACCGGUAUUCCAUCCAAAACGCCUUGGGACAGAAGGUGUUCUAUGCGGUGGAGGACACCAACUGCUGCACCCGUAACUGCUGUCCGGAGAGACCCUUCCAUAUGAAGGUGUUUGACCACUAUCUGAAGGAAGAGGUGAUCCAUCUUCACCGGCCACUGGGCUGCUCCUCCGUCUGUUUUCCCUGCUGCCUGCACAGCAUCGAUGUUUCGGCACCACCCGGAAAUGUCAUCGGUAGUAUCGAGGAGGAGUGGUCUAUUUGUCGACCUUCCUUCCGCAUCCUAAACCAAAGUGGAGACCUCGCCCUACGCAUUGAAGGACCUAUGUGCUUUUGCUCUGUGUGCUGCAAUGUGGACUUUAAUGUGGUAUCUCUAACCGGUGAUAAUGUCGGCAGGAUCUCAAAGAAGUGGUCUGGACUUGGGCGUGAGUUUUUAACAGAUGCGGAUAUGUUCGGCAUCACUUUUCAAAAGGACAUGGAUGUUAGCCUAAAGGCGGUUUUACUAGGCGCCACAUUCCUUAUAGAUUUCAUGUUCUUUGAGAAGUCUUGCAAAUGUUUAUUUAAGACUUGUGAUUGCUGCCUUAAUAUUUAAAGGAAUACCAAUCUUAAACUUAGCAAGACCCAAAAAUUGUAUAGAUCUUAAAAUAGAUGAGAAGACUGAAAACUCAGAGGACUGAAAAAUAAGUUGAAAGAGUAUUAUCAGUGUUCUUCGUUUAAAUCAUUUUGUUUAGCUGUCAGAAAA